CCCGGCCCGGGCGGUGCGUGCGUGUGGUAACCCGCGGGCACAGGCACUGCCCCGACCGCUGUCGCGCCCCGCCGGAGCGGGGAAAGACUGGGGGAAGCUCACGUCGCGCCGGGCUCUUCUCCUGGAGGAGGGGAGGCCCACCGUGCCGGCGGACUUGGCGCCUGUGCGGCUGCUUCGGCAAAGAGAGAGAAAGAGAGAGAUCUUCCAUCCACUGAAGCACAGUUCACUAUGAUCGUACUCGCAUUCAGCACUGGAAGCCGGUUGGAUUUCGUGUCUCAGUCCAGGGUGUUUUUCUUGCAAACCUUCCUUUGGAUUUUAUGUGCCACAGUGUGCAAAGCGGAGCAGUAUUUCAAUGUGGAGGUAUGGUUACAAAAGUAUGGCUACCUUCCACCAACUGACCCCCGAAUGUCGGUGUUGCGCUCUGCAGAAACCAUGCAAUCAGCUAUAGCUGCCAUGCAGCAGUUCUAUGGCAUUAAUAUGACAGGAAAAGUGGACAGGAACACAAUUGACUGGAUGAAGAAGCCUCGAUGUGGUGUGCCUGACCAAACAAGAGGUAGCUCCAAAUUUAGCAUUCGUCGGAAACGCUACGCGUUAACAGGACAGAAAUGGCAACACAAACAUAUCACUUACAGCAUAAAGAACGUCACUCCAAAAGUAGGUGAUGCUGAAACUCGUAAAGCCAUUCGCCGUGCCUUCGAUGUGUGGCAGAAUGUAACUCCUCUAACGUUUGAAGAAGUUCCUUAUAUUGAAUUAGAAAAUGGCAAGAGGGACGUUGAUAUUACAAUCAUUUUUGCAUCAGGUUUUCAUGGAGACAGUUCUCCCUUUGAUGGGGAGGGAGGAUUUUUGGCUCAUGCAUAUUUCCCUGGGCCAGGAAUUGGGGGAGACACUCAUUUUGACUCAGAUGAGCCAUGGACUUUGGGAAACCCCAAUCAUGAUGGAAAUGAUCUGUUUCUAGUUGCAGUGCAUGAACUGGGACAUGCUCUGGGCUUGGAGCACUCUAAUGAUCCCACUGCAAUCAUGGCUCCAUUUUACCAGUAUAUGGAAACUGACAACUUCAAACUACCUAAUGAUGACUUACAGGGCAUCCAAAAGAUAUACGGUCCACCUGACAGGAUCCCACCACCAACAAGACCUCUGCCAACAGUGCCCCCACAUCGUUCAAUCCCUCCAGCAGACCCGCGGAAGAAUGACAGGCAACCUAAACCUCCCCGGCCACCCACUGGUGACAAACCUUCCUAUCCCGGAGCCAAGCCUAACAUCUGUGAUGGGAACUUCAACACUCUGGCUAUUCUUCGCCGGGAAAUGUUUGUUUUCAAGGAUCAGUGGUUUUGGCGAGUCAGAAACAACAGGGUGAUGGAUGGAUACCCCAUGCAGAUUACCUACUUCUGGAGGGGACUGCCUCCCAGCAUUGAUGCAGUUUAUGAAAACAGUGAGGGGAAUUUUGUCUUCUUUAAAGGUAACAAGUUCUGGGUUUUCAAGGACACUACUCUCCAGCCAGGUUAUCCUCAUGAUUUGGUAACACUUGGAAGCGGAAUUCCUUCCCAUGGCAUUGAUUCAGCAAUUUGGUGGGAAGAUGUUGGGAAAACCUACUUCUUCAAAGGAGAUAGGUACUGGAGGUACAGUGAAGAAAUGAGAUCCAUGGAUCCUGGUUAUCCCAAACCAAUCACAAUUUGGAAAGGUAUCCCAGAAUCUCCUCAGGGAGCCUUUGUCCACAAAGAAAAUGGCUUCACAUAUUUCUACAAAGGAAAAGAGUACUGGAAAUUCAAUAACCAGAUGCUCAGGGUGGAACCUGGCUAUCCCAGAUCCAUCCUCAAGGAUUUUAUGGGUUGUGAUGGACCAACAGAUCGAGAUAAAGACCGACACAGCCCUCAAGAUGAUGUUGACAUUGUCAUCAAACUGGACAACACAGCCAGCACUGUGAAAGCCAUAGCCAUCGUCAUUCCCUGCAUCCUGGCCUUGUGCCUCCUUGUCUUGGUUUACACUGUGUUCCAGUUCAAAAGGAAAGGAACACCCCGCCACAUACUGUACUGCAAACGCUCUAUGCAAGAGUGGGUGUGAUGUAGGGUUUUGUUUUUUUUCUUUCCCUCCCAGGAGUUUGUGGUAACUUGAGAUUCAACACAAGAGCUGUUAUGCAGUUUCCUAGCUAGGAGCGGGCAUCUGUCAGUCUGAAACAAAGCUGAUCUUUAAAACCCAGGGGGUUGCCUGUCCUGCGCAUGAGUGGCGAUUUGCUCAGCUGGGAAGCUUCCAUGAUACACAGUAUCUGCUGUUUCUUCAGUCCUUUGUCUGUCUUUGUCAUUCAAUUCUAGGCCUUUCCUCUGCACGCUCAAUGCCCUAUAAACUAUCAGGAUUAACUAACCAAGAGGAAAAAAAAAAAAAAAAAAUCUCCAGUGUUUCUACAUUUUUCCAGUAAGGCCUGUUCCCCUUUGAAAAAUUUUUUGCUGAAAGUAAAUUUUUUUAGAGAAACACAACAACACACAAUGGAACUUUCAGGAAAGUGAGAAGACCCAAAACAGCUUUGUCUCCAAAGAGGAUUGCUUUCUGUCUGCUACGGAUAAAGUCCUAUACUCCUACUUCCAGUUUUGUCAGGUGGGAGCCUCGGAUGACACGCAGGACUUCAGACUGUUCGGACAGCCAUUUUCCAACAAACAAGGGGCCAAAAUAUCUGCAAUAUAGUAACAGCCUUAAUAAUACAUUCAUUUUGUGUUUUUUACAGCUGCUCUGGGCUAUGUCCUCAAUGUUUUAAACUCAUUUAUAUAUAUUCAAGCAGAACCUUUUUAUUGGUUUGUUUGAGUUUUGGUUCGUUUUCCUGCAUAAUCUUUCCCAAGCUGUACCAAGCCAACUGCCCCAGGCCUUUCAUAGGUCUGUCAAGAGCACUCAUUCCAAAGCAUGGUAAAAAGCAGUGUGUCUCUGAAGUGGAUUUCAAUGAACUAAAGCGACAGUCAUGCUGUAGAGAAACUUGACGCUGGUAUUACAUUUGUAGUGUAACCCUUUGAGAACUAUUGCAUCCGUUUUCAGAGUCUGGUGGAUGUUAAUCUUGGUUGUCAUUACAUUAUAGGAUUGUGUUUGGGUAAUACAGGUUUUAAAAGAAAAUCAUUUUUUCAAAACAGAUUUCCUGUGACUGCAAGUGAGUGUUUUUAAUUAUUUGCAUUACUGAUGGAAAAGUGUUUGUAACAUAAAUAGAAAGCAAAAUAUAUUUACCAGCUACUUUCUGGUUAAAGGAACCAAACCUAUUUUAAUAACUUCUACCACUUACCAAGAAUUUUUCUGAACUGAUGACAAUUUUAUAGCUUAGACUCUUAUCUUAAGCAUCUUGAACUUCUCUUUUAAACUACGUUGCAUGAUAAUUCAAUUUGCCUCUGCAGAGGUAGAGCUACAGUUUCAAAGGAGAGCUAAAAUGAUGACUCUGAUAUUGCAUGAGAAUCCUCUGGUGUGUUACCCCUUUGCAUGUUCACCAUAGUUCUCAAAGGGUUAGUCAAAUUUCCGGCCUUCAGCCGAACGUGAUAUCACUGACAGAGCCAAGGGACCACCAAAGCAUUUUGUCAUUCUGUGUAAUUUGUGCUAACAGCAGUAUUGUCAUUUUCAUGUGACCUGCAGAGCAGGUUUGUAUCAAUAUUUUUUUCCUAGAGAAAAGUCAGCAACUGACAGACCUCUUUAUUGAUUUUAGGAGCUGCUUCUUGCAGUGAUAGGCUUUACAGUCACUGGGCUGUGAACUUAUUAAAGAUGGUCAGAAUGAUGCACCCCAAAAGUCAGACACCUGGUUUUUUAUGAAAGCCAGGAUUUGAGGGGAGUAGCUUUUGCAACAAUGAACAGCUUGCCUUGAACUUGAUUAUUGACCUGUUGACUGUCAUUACCAAGUUAAACAUUGUCUUCUGUGAACAGCUUCACUGUCUGAAUUUCCUUAAAGUGUACUGUCCUAUGUCUUUGAUCUUUGACCUUUAACUUGCAAACUGGCACAAACUGAAGGGAAUCUGGUGUUGUGAAUGAACUAAGACGAGCUUUAUUUCUUAAAAGGCCAGGUAUACAUUACCCAAAAUUUGAAGAAAACAUUGAAGUGUUUUCAUAGAAAAGAACUGACAUAAACUAAAAUAUUUAUGAUAGAUCUGUAGAAGGGUAUUUUGCUAUGUAUACAUGCACACUCUAAAAAUGAACUACAGUAGCAGUUAAUUUUUAUUUAACUUGAAUACAAUUUUCAGUAUAAAAAUAUCAUUUCUACAAAUAGCUAGUUAUUAAUGAAAAGGUUAUAGGAAAGUAUUAAAAUACUUGAAAUGGCCAGUAUUGGCUUUUACAUAAAAUGAGACUUUUAUACUACAUUCAACCAAUUUCUUACUGGUUUCUUAAUCCACAUAACUGGAUCACUUUUUAGAGAGUGUAGGUAUAUAUGCAUAUAUAUUAUGGUUAUUAUUAUUAUUUUGGUAACGGAUAGCUUGACUGCCUUGAAUUUAUAUUUAUAUUGAGCAUAGCAUGAAAAAUAGUAUGCCUUUUUGUUCAAUUACAUGAUUUUAUAUUGAUUUGAGGACCUGUUUUAUGAACAUAUGUGGCAUGCUAUAAAGCAUUGCAAACUUAUUUCUUAGAGCAUAAACAGAUAUACAUAUGUACGGCUAAUAAAAAUGAAGAUUAGAAGAAGAUAUAGUUUUACAACAAAUAUGCAAUGCAGAUGGCAUUUUGGAGAUGUUUUGUAGAGGUACUGCAUACUGUAGGUUAGAAGUGCACCAGUAUCACCCCAUAGCAUUAUUUAGUAAACCCAAUUCAGUUGUUGCUGAAAAUAUAGAUUAACUGACAGUUAAGUAACAUGGGAUAUUUACUGCACAUCAGCUCAUUUGGUGAAUUUGGAAUUCUAUGCCUGUUUGUCAUAUAUAUUAAAAUGUGUGUGUUUGUAUACUUAUAAAUGCACACAAACACACACAUACACAUACAUGCAUAUUUUAAUCCAUGGAGAGAUUUUUAUUGUAAACAAACUACUAUAACUUAUGUUCUGCUACAGACAGAACAAAAUGAUUCAUUUUGCUGUUCCAAUUUUGUCCCUUGGAUAGUUGGUGGAAAAUACUAACAGCACUACUUAUUCUGCAUUUGGUUUUCCUCUACAAUAGGAAAACUUAUUUUAUAUUAUCUUUAAGUCAGAACAGCAUCUCAUCUGGUUUUUUAUUCACUUGAAAAUUUCACUUCAAUUUUGAAAUAUCUUUCAUGGCAGCUUUAACUUUUUGUGCAACUGUUUCCCUGACAGUAAUGAAGUGCUGAGCAUGUUGACUGUUGUUCUUUGAUAAGGUAACAAAAAUGUUUGUAUUUGGAGAAUUUAACUUUAAUUAUGCAGGAAGGUAAGUGUGAUAAGUCUAGUGCUUGGUAUAUGGUACAUCAUAUAUACAUGAAUACAUGAUAAGUUGAUUGUUUAAUCUAUUUUCUUUUACUUAAAAGUGCAUAUAUAUUAUAUACAGAGAGAGGGAGAAAAAAUAAUAUUAUAUUGGCAUGUUUAUAUCAUGCAGAGCAAGAUUGUGUCAGCAUUUCUAUUACUUAGUCCUAUUUUCAGCAGGUUAUAACACAGUCAUAAAGGUUUGCUUUAAGUAAAAGAUGUAGGAGCAAUUGUGUUCACUGUAAUUCCCAAAUGCAUACUGGCUAGUAUCAAAUUAUAGAAGUUCAGAAUAAAUUAGUGAUGUUUCCUGAUCUAGUUUUGAACUCAAUUCAGUCAAAGUUCUAAGACAAUGGGUUUUUUUGAAUAGUUGUUUUUCUACCAGGGCCUAUAAUUAUCAAAAUUAAGAAAAAACAAACUGAAAAUAUUUUCAGUUCUGCAAACUGGGUUCCUGCUCAUGUGCCGUAACAUUUUUCAUAAAAUUUUUAAUAAACAUUUCCAUAUUGGUAUUGUCAUGAUCUUUACUGUGGAAAAAUACAAAACUGAAUAUGCUUUGUGUUAAUCAGUUACAGUCUAUCAAGCUGACUAUACAGGGUCAUGUAUCUUCAGAGUACUAUGGUCUGUAUGAUGCAGGAGGCCAGAGUAGAUGAUGGCAGUGUUUCCUCUGGCCUUCUAAUGUAUAAACCUAUGAAAACGUUAUUGACUGUAGACAAAAAUUAAUUUUUAUCAAAAAAUACAUUUUAAAAACUAUGUAACUGUAUAUUUACUGGAUAGGCUGGGAUGGAGAGACUCAAAUGGCUCCAAAGGAGCCCUUUCAAGUCUCCUGAAUAAAUGUAAUACAUAUUUUAUAUCUUCCUAUGAACUUCUGUUCUUUUUCUUCUUUCAAAGUGGGGCAAAGGGAGGGGAUAAUUAAAGAAAAAGAUUUUUUUAAGGCUAAUUUUGUGAAUGAAAAUAACAGAAGCUAAUAGAUUCAAGUGCAAAGGGCAGACUUAUACUUUUUCUUUAGAAGUGUACUUCACCUCCCCAGUUGUUUUGUCAAGAGUCCUAUGCCAUUAGCAGUGUGGGUUAAGAACAGAGUGUAAGGCUUAAUUUUUGAAUUUUCAACUUUUUGGGGGGGUCUUUCUUCACAAUCUUAAUGUCAAUUAAAUGUAGUUUUUGCUACCAAAUUAUAUAGAAUCAAAUUCUAGCUUGUUGAGUAGAAAAAAGUGUGUAGAAUAGAAAGUUGGUCUGCCUAUAAGCAAUGGAAGUAUUACAAUCCUAUUGUAGUUUUUUUGCAUUUGAACCAUCGCUAGGGCAAACCUUAAAAAAGACACAUAGCAAACUGAACAGUGAAUGUUCCAGGCACUGUGUUUUUUAAAAAGUAGAAAUGCAAGCUACCACACCAUUAGCAGCCUAAAUUGGAGAUAGCACAAGAUGACUGGGCUGAGGGGCAAGGAUAUGAUUGCAGGGGCUUGCUCUGUCUUGACUCCUAUAUCUUCUCACAACGUGAUCUAAGUUUUAUCACCAAUUGCAGAGGUGGAGGAAGCCGUGCACUGUGGCAGUAGGAGAUGUGAAGCAGCCAUUACAGAAAAAUAGCUCCCUGUCGCCUUUUGUUGUUGUCAAGACUGUCUUUGGACAGCUCUAUUUCCAGAAGCGUAAAUAGAUGACUGCAGCCCUAUGAGCCAUAAGGAAAAUCGUUAUUAUCAGUGGAGGGAACAAAUGUCACUGGCCACUUAAGUGUUCAGCUAUGCUGUAUAUCAAAUAAUACUGUGUGGGAGCUGAGGAACAGAUAACCUGUUAUUGAAUACAAUGGUAUUGCCAUGACUGAUACACCAGCACUGUAACAUUAGGUGUACUUCCUUAGCUCACACUACACAGACUGCAGACAGAGUGGUUCACAUAAGAUAGGACCAUUUAAACAUAUGUCAGUUACAAAAUCAGGUGUAAAUGAACCAUAUAUUCAUAAAAUUAAUCUCUGAUUUAUGCAUGUAAAUCAAUGAAUUGUCUGCCACUGGUCUCAUGAAAAAAUGUAAUGUGUGAGUCUAAUCUGCCUAACCCAUUCUUGUGACUUGCCAUCUGAGAUGUCAGAGGCUGAUAGAGAAAGACAUUGUCAUCAGUGCCAUCAAUGCUGAAAAUGUCUGGUAAGCAUCAAAAGCAUACCAUCACUUGUUGCAGACUGGCUCCAUUUGAUGCUUGAUCUAAGGUAGCCUCUAAUGUUAGGCAGCAUAGAUUCUGUAUCAUGUGGCAUUAUUUGAUGUAUGUAUUUAACUAGGAAAGCCCAAUGAUAAUCAGGAGAUCAUAUUUUGAAUGAUCAUCAGUAUGUGACCACAGCAAACAUCUGUUCCCAAAAUCAAAAAGUAUUUCAAAGAAGCAUGUAGACAGCUUUAAACACAUGCAUCAUAAACAGGUCUUGUUUCCCAGUAUGCAUAAGCUUUAGCAUAUCAUCUACAAAUUAUAGUCAGUUUAUUAACAUUUGCAGUUGCAGCUGCCCAUUAUGUCUUUGAGAUAUGACAUUCUGUGAGAGGUGUACAUAAAGUAUGUUCGCCCUGUGGAGAUAGCCUUAAGUACUGCUUUGGUCUGCCCACAGUAUAGGUGAAAUAAAUUUUAGAGGCAGAGAAGACAUAAAUGAAGAAAUGCUAAAGACAAUUUUCUGGACUUGGAUCUGCAUGCAGCAUAGUGCUACUUGCUGUCACAGUAAAACCACAUAAAAAAUAAUCAUUACACAUGCCUGCCACUUAGGAUGGCACAAAGCUUUCCAGUCACACAGCUUAGUUUCUUCUGCUUCUGUAGAAUGAUAUUGUCCACAAAUGAUAGUUAUAAUAGCCACCACAUAAACCAAAGCUUUCUGUUUAGUUAAUAGUAAUUUCUAACCUUUGAAAUUGCAUCACAUCCUUUUUAGAACUACAACCUUAAUCUCCUUGGCAACCUAUCAGCAUAUCUUAAUUCAUAGCCUUUCACGCCCUUUUUUUUUUUUUUUUUUUUUUUUUUGCUGUUGCAGUAAAAUAUAUACUGAACAUUCUUGCCAUCUGGCACUAACACGUGGAAUAAUCAUUUUCAUUCGGUGCCAUGCAUGUGUCCUGGAUCAUCCAUUUGCCCAUCCAUCAUUCUGGGAAGUGGCUUUCUGGGAAGUGGGAUUAGCAACAGAAGGCUGGGGUAAAAUAACUUCCUAAAGUACCUGGUUAGCCCUUAACAAUAUGACAAUGGGAUUUGAAGGGUUUUAGUGAAGUAUUAUAUUACUUACCCACCAGCAACAGAACAGUGUAACUAUGUCCAUCAGUGCACGUCCAGAUGAGUUCACCACUUGCAAAGAGCAGCGUGUUAAGUCAAAAAACAAUGUUUCUAAUCUGUAUUUCUAUCCUGAUGUGUUGGCAUAGUUUAAUACUCAGUCUACACACAUAUUCAUAGCUUACCUAAAAUCAUCUGCCUUGUGGAAGGUGAGAGUGCUUAGGGUCAGCAGGCAAUCAGUGCUAACUCGUUUAUAAGAUGUGAACAAAUUUUGUUUCCCUUACUAUCAUUUUACAACCUCAAAGAAAAGAAAGUAGGUUUUUCCAUAAUGUAAAAUGGUUUAUAAUAUCUUUGCCAGUGUUCACAAUUCCAUGAUAUUAUAUAUAGCUCAGAAAGUACUAUUGUACAACUGAUAUAUCCCACUUGAAAUGCACAGCCCCAUAUUUAGGCUUACAAUGAAUCUAAACAGAGAUGCACAUACUGUGUAUGCUAUGCUUGGCUAUUGCCACAAAAUUGCCAGUGCUCACAUACUGAUCAUCUUCAUAUUUUAUGGGAGCACCAUGUUGAAGUCAGCUCUGAGCAGUUUGUCUGCUUGGAUAUGAGUUAUAUAAGUUAUGAAAUGGUACAUACGAUGCCAUGUAUUCAGAAGACAUCAUCAGCAACCUACAGAAGUUUUAAAUGAUCAUGACAGCUACGAUUUAUUCCUGCAAGGCAUAGCUGUGGCUUGUAUUUACAUGGUUGUGUUUUGCCUUAUAAUAAAGUGCUAUGAACUCUGGCCAUGCAUCACGAGGUAGUUGAAAACUGUUAAAAAAAUAUUUCAGGAUAACCAUUGUCAAUAUACAGCUCACAGAAGUACCUGAGAUUGUUAUACCCAAGAAAACUUAAUCUUGAAUAGGAAUCCAGAAUUGCAGGAAUGUGUGAUGAUGCAAAUAACCUAUUCCCAGCUCUUACUCUAUGUAAUACAUUUGGUAAAACAUUGUCAACUAAAUAUAUGCCUAACAUCCAUCUUUACUGUGUUUCCAAAAACGUGCAGACAUCUCUUGUCUAUUCAUGCACAGUACUGUCUUAUUGUGUCUGGUUGAAAACUGUUUUAGAGGAUAGAUCAAGGAUUAUGACUCCCUCUUUUCAUCAUCCAAGAUACACAGGUCAUCAUCUGCUAUCAAUAUGCAUUCCUUUGAAGGUGGUAGUCCUUGGAUCACAAUGAUGACAAAUACAGAUUUAAAGGAACAGGCUAUUGACAUCUUUCUCAGAGGAAACUUAAAUUAGUCAUGAACUUUCUUUCCGCAGCUUCUAGGAUCCACCAGAAAGCCAGCUAGGUCUUUUGGCUAAAGACUGCAGACAGACAUAGAAAAAGCAGCAUAAGCACAUUUCCAUUUUUCAUUUCCAGAAGAAUAUAAAAAAAGGAAUGAGAACAUUUUGGUUUGUAUUUGCAAGUGCAAAAAAAGUUUGUCAGAAGUGGAAGGAGACAAGGACCACUGACACCACUAAAAUUGCAUGUAACUGCUAUGUAAUCAACAAUAAAGAGAUAUUAUCAGGAAGUUGGUGCUAGCUUUGAAAAUAUUAUUGGUCUCCAACAACAAGGAUACCUGUUAGGCUGUAGAAAGUCCAACUAAUUCUAUAUUUGGUGUCAUAACCCACCAGAGAGCCGUCAGUCAAAAGGCUCCUCAGGAUAUGUACUCUAAACCUGACUAUAAAUACAGAGAGCGAGCACAUUAUUUAUCUGCUGCAAUCAAAAAUCUUUCGAGAGAGAUUUAGUCAAACUAACAUCAGCCUGAAUCGAUGUACAAAAACUUGUCAUAGUGUAAUGUUCUUACGUUUGUUUUCAGAAAAUAGAUACAAAAAGUUACCUAUCAUUUGAAGAAUUCCACUGGAUGAAAUACUGAGGGACAAAGAAGCCUUUAACUCUAUUAGUCUAUAUUACAGCCAGGUAUCUUUAUCUCCAUGAUAUCUCAGUCUUGAAGUGUUCAAUAUAAUAGAAAUACUUUUAUGACCUUUGGAUGGAUCAUCUAUUGCUAUUUCUUUAUGUAAAUUGAUAAGUACGAUCAAACUUCUGAUUCCCCUCCACCCCCCUUUUUCACUGUGCCCUGACAUGUUUCCUGACUAAUUAAGGCAGUAUUUAAUUUUAUAGGCUCUUGAUAGACAAGUGAGAAAUGAUCCAUUCAUUAAACAGAGAAAAGAAGGAACUACAAUUUUGUUGUCUAUCUCAUUUAAUCACACACAACUUUCUACGAUCUGUCACUAGGAAAUGCAGCUUUUUGUGUCUAUGAUGAAGAGGUAGUAUCUUCUCAAAAACUCCUGUGAACAUUUGAGGAACGUGAUGUAUAUCUUUCACUAAAUCUUGUUCAUUGUCCAGUCCCCCAACACUAAGCUCCAAGUUAACUCACUUCAGAUUAUUGAAGUCUCUGCCAUCCAUUGAUACUGUCAUCCUUCAAGUCUUUUAUGAAAAUGAUGUGGUACAGCCAGUACUAAUCAUCACGGACUCCUUAUUUGCAUCUUGUGGCUACUUGCCUGGUCACAUGUACAAUGGUGUAACAGAAGAGACCUAUUAUUUUUGAUCCCAGCCAUUGCAUACCAUUUGCAUGCAUGGUUUAUACCAUCUGUGAGAGGUGAGCAGUCUAGAAAGCUGUAUUUCAAAAAUGUUUUUAUUAUUUCCAGUGGUUCCAGUUCUCACCUUUAACCUUUUGUCUUUCUCCUUUGCAUUCUGGUGCCUAUAAUAUGUCAUGGAUAUUCAGACAAUAUUUAUAUGGCUGGACUCCUUCCUCUACCACAAGGCAGUUCAUACACAUACAUCAACUACCAUUACAUUACUGCUGUAGCAUAAUAUGCUAGCACUGUUGCAUGGCAGAAUGCUUUGCUAUUAUGCACUGUUUUCUGAUUGAUUCUAAUUUCUGAGUAUCAUAAAUAACAUAUUUAUGAAGAGGUCUCUCUGACGUCUGCUACUGUAGUCUGGGAAUCAGAUUCAUUGCAUGGUUCAGUCACAGCUUGCAGAGAAAGAUGCAGGUGUUUGACUUCUGUAGGUUUAUUGUAUGUGAUAAGUGUUCCUAUAUGAUCAGAAGCUGUUUGAGGGAGGUGGUGUCUGCUCCUUGCCAGUCCUGUGGUUAGUAUUGUUAGCAAUUAAAGCAUGUACAGCUGGUUUUGUCAGUGUGUAGUCACUCAGAGUUUGGUAUGGAUAUGUACAAGAAGGAUACAUUGUUUUCCAUGGUUCAUACACAUUCUUGUUUCUCUUCCUUUCUGAAUAACAUGCACCUUGCUUUCUCUCUAAGUGCUGUAAUCUUGUAUCUACCAGAACCUGACUUCUUCCUUAGUACUGCUUGUUGGGUGUUAUUUUAGCAGCUGAUUCCAUUUUCCAUCUUGUUGCCAUUCCUUCCUCCUUGUAAUUCCAGCAGAAAUUGUUCUGGUUCCAAUAUGUUAGCUAGAAGCUACUACAAUUGUGACUCUUCCCACACUGUGAUUUGCUUGUUUAUCCUCCACCUCUGAGAAAGAGGAAAUCAACUUCUCAUGCAGAGACAAGGAUUUUGGUGCCAUUGUUGGGAUAUCUCUGGAAGUAGUUUUAUGCAUAACAUGACCAUAAAACUCACAUGUUGUUAAACACCAACUCUUUUCAAGCUCUACUUCUUAAACCACCCAACAAUUGUUCAUUUAAUUUACAAAGCCUAAAUAAGUCAGAAUAUGCAUGUGAUGAUUUCUCUGUGUGACACAAAUUUCUCAUUUUUAUUUCCUUUUCUCCGCAUAGCCCCAUAUGCAUUUCAAGCCCAUGUUUGGAUCAUUAGGAUGUGUGUUAGUAACAAAAUAACUGAAGCAUUUAUUUGCUUUCUGCAACUAAAUGUCAUUUUAUUAUUGAUAUUUUAUUUUAUUUUAUUUUAUUUUAUUGUCUCACACAGCAUUCUAUACAGUAACCUUUUUAUAACUGACAUAUGUUAUUCUUUCAGGUAGCUUCUACUGACAAACACAAAGCUUGUUUGUGUGCAAAUGCAAGGCUGACUAAAUGGUGCUAAAGUGUAUUAUGACUGUCAGAUAUAAUCAGGCAAAAUUUUGUGGUGCUUAGACUGAUUUUUUCAUUGAUUUUAUUGAUCAAUGCAUUGAACAGUGUUUUAUUAUACACAAGUGUCUUUUAUUAGUAAAUCAAGACCUCAUAGUGCAUUGUUAAACAAAAUGGGUUAAUUAAUCUCUGUAACAGCUCACCAAGCUAUUAUCUCUUUAACUCCUUAUAAUGUUGUGUCAUUAAAGGUCAAGGGGUCAUGAUAAUAAUCUCAUUGCUGUAGACCAUUAACAUGACUGAACAUUUUCAACAAAGUACUUAUGUUUACAAUGCUAUAACCCUUUGACUGCUGCGGCAACCUUUAACCACAGAAAGUCACAUGCUAGAAUCAUAACUAUGGUUCUUGCCAUGGCAAUCAAAGAGUUAAGGGCUGUGCAGUGAUUUGUUUUGUAUUUAUUAAUUUAUAUUUAUUUUUUGUUUUCAUUUGAGAAGGGGGGAGUUGGGGUGGGGCAGUUCUUGUCUGCUGUAAGUGUCUUAACCAAGGGAAGGGUUAAAAUGGCUUUUUAUACUAUUGCAUCUUAUGUACUUACCAUUGUUUCAUUGUGUUGUAAUUAAAAAACCCCUGUCAAUAAAUAAGAGAACAGAAAAAAAGUUUCAUAAA
Molecule: messenger RNA, 13185 nt
Organism: Aquila chrysaetos chrysaetos
Lineage: Eukaryota; Metazoa; Chordata; Aves; Accipitriformes; Accipitridae
Gene: MMP16
Product: matrix metallopeptidase 16
Exons: 11
Coding region: 229-2058 (609 amino acids)
Biological process (GO): proteolysis; collagen catabolic process; extracellular matrix organization
Cellular component (GO): extracellular matrix
Molecular function (GO): zinc ion binding; metalloendopeptidase activity
Source: RefSeq, a predicted model, not a curated record